CUGAACAUAAGUGCGUGCACGGUCGGGAUCCUUGCAUCUUCAUCCCUUUCUUCAACACCGUCUCAUAGAUGAUUAUCUCAAGGAAUCCAUCUAUAACUAAACGGACGGCGCGUCCUAGCGUAGCUCGUGUGCGUCCUUUGUGCAUCAAUGCCAGCCCUCUGACAGCACCUCGCGAACCGAAAAUCAUCCAAGUAGCGAAAGACAAUCAGGAAGUUUUGUGUGCUAAAGAUGGCUCUGGCCAAAGUUUUCCUUUGCGAAGCCGUCGGAGCGCUGUGGCGACGAUGCUUGCUAUUGCUGCAAGUGGAUUGCUUGACACCGAUGCAUUGGCUACUGCCUCCAGCGUCGACAUCUUGGAGGACCAAAAGGGGUUCGGUUCCCGGGGAGCGCGCCGUGGGGACCUGGUACUCUUCCAUUAUGUGGGGCGGCUGGAGGCUACCGGCCAGGUGUUCGACUCGACUCGUGGAGGUCUGACGUACAGAGACGGUGGACCUGGCGUGCUGCGUCCGGCGGCCAUUGCGUUGGGAGGCGGUCCUGUGCCGGGAAUAUGUGAAGGCCUGCAGCAGGCGCUGGAAGGCAUGAGCAUCGGCGGCCGGCGUACCGUGCGUGUACCCGCAGCCCUGGGUUUCGGCAACCAGACCGUACUUGCUCCGUACGCUGUCGUACCCGCUAAUUCAACCAUGUUGUACGAGGUAGAGAUGAUCCGCAUUUCGGCUGUUGGACCGGAUCAGCUGACUAAGGGCAUUUCUAAAUGCGGUGCUGGAGGCGCAAAUCAGCAGUCGGAAAAUUGCGCCAACGUUUCCUACGCGGAGUUCCUAUAGUCCCUCUAGGCUUGCACGGCUUCUGUACGGUUGGAUUGUAUUUAAUAAUGUGGGUCUGAGCUCUGAUGUGGGUAGUCAAGAGGCCAGUAUGGUAUUGAUAUGGGCUAAACGUAACGCAACAAGGCUUUCCCAACAUUGCCCCCCCCGGCUUUCAAAUGUCGUACAGAGGAUUGCUGUACAGUCUUAGGAAUGAGGCGUGCGGUCCUGCUUGGUUCUUGUCGGGCCCCUAGUGCUUGUUAAAGGUGACGGUGUUGUGCGGAGGUGCCCUUGCUUCAAGUUACAUCCCGGAGAGGUAGAUAUCCGGGUUCGACUGCGGACACGGAACUCGAAGUGCUGUGUUUCGGUAUUUAUGGCCAAUUUAUUAGCAUACCGCAGAGUGGACAUGCUCUGGCAUGCAACGGACACGCAUUCCUGUAAAUUGUUCCGUAAUACGCUGUUUUGCCGAUUUGCUUGUUUUAUUCUGUAUUAGAUUGCAUUCGUCCGCGGGAUGCUUGCUGGUGGACAGUUGUGGAAGAAGAAGCGGCGGCAGCGGCUUGCGACGCGCCUUGGUAUUGCGCACGUCCUGCUUCAUACGUUGAACCCUGUGGCAUGUCGGCGCACUACGUAUGUCUGUAAAUAUAUCUGUAAG
Molecule: messenger RNA, 1446 nt
Organism: Volvox carteri f. nagariensis
Lineage: Eukaryota; Viridiplantae; Chlorophyta; Chlorophyceae; Chlamydomonadales; Volvocaceae
Exons: 6
Coding region: 69-818 (249 amino acids)
Cellular component (GO): chloroplast
Molecular function (GO): peptidyl-prolyl cis-trans isomerase activity
Source: RefSeq, a predicted model, not a curated record